AUGAGCAUGGGCGUGGGAAAGUCAAGCCCGCCUUUGUUCAGGGGCGUGGGAAGCUAUUUGCGAACGGCCCCUCAGGAACUCCCGCCACUUUCUUCAAUUCUUAGAAAGACAGCCUCCGACUCAACCGAUGAUGAUGAAGACGAUGCUGACGACGCUGAUGAGGCUGAGAUAUCUAGCACUUUACCCGGAAACAGUGUUAGAAGCGUACAGAUUAAAUACAAAUGUCCAAAUAAAGUUAAACACAAGCCUCGAGGUAGAUCUUCAAAGAGAAAAGGACUUUCGUCUGAGCCCGUUGAGGGUCGCUCUUUCCAGCCAGCAAAAAUGAUGAGAGCCGCGACUGGAAGCUUCAGUUACCGCCGCAUUGUUCCUUCAAAGUACGAUGGUGGUGCAGGUCUUUCGUCCCCAAGUGAUACCGGUUCUGAUUCGUUUUCCGAUUCCCCUGGUUUGUCGAGUAAGAGAACCUCAAAAACAAAUUACAAAACAGCAACAAACGAAGAAAAUAUCCACGCCAUUAUUGAGCUUCAGAACUUCAACGGCAGUUGGUCAAGCAAUGCUGAAACUGAUAUUCUUGAGAUCCUUGGUAUCGAGACUAGUGGACGCCCGGAUAUCGUUGAUGGCAAUAUUUGGAUUACUUUGGUCGUUGUUUACUAUUUGGAAAAGAACAUGGCGGAUGAAGAGGGUACCUGGGCACUUGUUGUUCAGAAGGCGAAGGAUUGGUUGAGUGCUGAGAGUGCUUCUCCAGCGGAUAUGCAGAAGGGACGAGAAUUUCUCGGAUAUUAA
This is a messenger RNA of Hymenoscyphus albidus, 780 nucleotides long. Lineage: Eukaryota; Fungi; Ascomycota; Leotiomycetes; Helotiales; Helotiaceae. The record is from the annotation of a GenBank genome assembly.